Messenger RNA from Aricia agestis (brown argus), 995 nucleotides. RefSeq names its product transmembrane protein 231. The record is from RefSeq and is a predicted model, not a curated record. Gene Ontology annotation, cellular component: ciliary membrane; ciliary transition zone. The coding region runs from base 69 to 995 and encodes 308 amino acids. The transcript is spliced from 5 exons. Gene Ontology annotation, biological process: cilium assembly; regulation of protein localization. Lineage: Eukaryota; Metazoa; Arthropoda; Insecta; Lepidoptera; Lycaenidae.
GUAUCGAUAAAACGUAUAAAAAUACUAAAAAUAAUUUAUGCUCUUUCUAAGAUUUAAAGCUUAACAAGAUGGCUUUAUAUAAACUAUUUGGAAACAAAAUUGAAAUUCAAUACAAAAGUUACUUGAUGUCUAAAGCCACGCUGUUUAUCAUUGUAACAAGUUUACUGAACAUCGUUCUUCCAUUUAUCAUUGCUUACAGAAGCAGAGGCUUUUGGUUGAAGUCGCAUUACUUCUACGAGCAACCAACCGUAAGAGCGACUUAUGAAUAUUUACUGAUAGCAGAGACUGAUGAUCCCAGCGUGACUGUAGUGUGCGGGGAUCAUAAAGACUUACCACAAGACAAGGAGGCCGAAGAAAACUGCUCGGAAGUACAAAUACAAGAAUGGGAUGCUAAUGAUGAUGGCAAAAAUGACAAAAUUGAAUUUAAAUUUAAAUUAAACCUGAUGCCCGAAAGAUAUGUUGUCUCCUUGAAUUUGUUUAUUGGCCUUGAUUUCCAGAUAAUGUCAACAUGCUCUCUUCAAAUGCAUUCUUUAGGUAUAGUCAGUAAGGAGUUUGCAGUGCCCGCAAAUGAAGUCAAUAUGUACGGGGAUCUUCAGUUUUAUCAAUCCACACAUUUAUCGUGCUUGCAUAAUGUUAUCGACGCUAAAUACAACGUGUCACUGUUUGAGCAUCAAAGUCCUGCGAAUAAUCAGAAUAUAAUACGCAAUAUUUACGAAGAUUAUGUACGCAGAGAAGCUAGCACAAAAAUAAGUAACAUUUUCAUAAAGACUGAAAAUGGUCAUACUGGUAGCCUAAACAUUGAUGUAAGGCUAAGAAUAGCAGAGAUGAAGUUCAGAUACCAGCCGAGCAUACUGCAGGAGCUGAAGUGGGCCUGGCCGCAGUAUCUCUCAAUAGCGGUAAUAUUCUACUGGAUACUGAAUAGAAUCAAAGUUUUUGUUUUUAAGAACCGAUUGUUGAUGGCAUGGGAGAUUGUACCAUAUUCUAAGAAAUUGUAA